GCAAUAAUACACCCUGCAGAAAACGUCAGACCAAUAACAAAAGAAAGCCACAAAAGGAAGAACAAGCUUUAAAAAGGAAUACAAUAACCAGCGGCAUAAACCCAUAUGACCUCAAAAAAGGAUAAGGAAAAGAAAACAUCUAAUUCGCACAUCCACUCAACUACUAUCCUUUAUUCUCAAUAAAAUAACCAUUGGCUAAAAAAUAUUUCUCACGUUUGGUCACACAUUGUUGAAGCGAAAGGGGAGCAGGAGACGCACGUCUACAUGGCACGUCCACUAUGUGCUGAGCAAAACACGCUGUGGGAAGCCCAUUAAAAAUUUCUGUAAUUUAAAUCAGUAAUCUGUUUUAAACCCACACGCGGACAGCCUUCGCCUCCAACGAUCGAGAAAUGGUUGUCCUGGCAACCGGUGCUAGGAUGCCCGAGGAAAUGGGUUCCUAACGGAGCUAUAUUUCGCGUGAGGUUCGUGAGGCGGCACGUUUCAUGUUGAGAACUGAUUUGGGUUAUAAACCCUAACCUGACUGGAAAUGACUCGAUCAGCUAUCUGAGAAAUUAAACCCCCAUCUGGCUGACACUCAUCAAGGGAACAGCAUAUUUUCAUCUCCAAAAUGAUGCAGAAGCAGCAGACCCGGACUUCUCCUGGCAGUGUGUCCUCCUCCCGGGGGCCCAGUGUUCCUGGAUCCCCGGCUGUCACCAUUGUGGCAAAAAUGGACAAUCAGGUCAUAGGAUAUAAGGAUUUGGCAGCCAUCCCCAAAGACAAAGCCAUACUCGACAUUGAACGGCCAGACUUAAUGAUCUAUGAGCCACAUUUCAACUACUCCUCCCUGGAUAGAUCAGAGCUGCCCAGGAGUCGAGAGAGGUCCAUGUCGCCCCGCUCCAUCACCCCCCCACCCUCCCCUGAGACAUUUGCGAGCAAGGAGGCCAGGGAGUGGCCAGAGGAGAAGUCCCCUGGGGGGUCCUCGCUGGGAUCGACCAUUCAGAUCCGCAAAGUCAGCAGCUCCUCCAAGGGCCCCAUGCAGCACUUUCAUCGGCCAGACAACGGUACUAACAUCUACAAGAAGCCACCCAUUUACAAACAAGAUGUCCCCAUGUCAGUCCCGCACAGCAAACACAUAGAGGAUCUCAUCAUCGAGUCGUCCAAAUUCCCUGCCGCCCAGCCACCCGAUCCCAACCAGCCCUCCAAGAUCGAGACAGACUACUGGCCCUGUCCGCCCUCUCUGGCUGUUGUAGAGACCGAGUGGAGGAAGAAGGCCUCACAGAAGAAGGCAGGAGGAGAGAGGAACGAGGAGGACGAGGAGUACGAUGAUGGAGACCUGAGUGAGGACAUGUCCAGGCUGAGGCAGCUGCAGAGGCAGGAGCUCAACAAGAUCCAGUCCAACCUGGGGAAACUGAUCCUGAAAGAGGAAAUAGAGAAGUCAGCCCCCAUCCGCAGGAAAACCCGCUCGCUGCCAGACAGGACGCCCAUGCACCUGGGUUCAUCUUCCAACGCCUCCAAAUCCACCUCCCUGCCAGCAUGCAGCAGGACUGGCCUCGCUAGGCUCCAGUCUGCUGAGUUCUCCCCUGCUGACAAUGACAAGGGAGGAUCAGGUCUUCAGAAUGGAGAAUCUCAGAGAGGGAGGAUGGACAGAGGAAACUCACUGCCCAGUAUGUUGGAACAGAAGAUCUAUCCCUAUGAAAUGCUCAUUGUGACCCACAGAGGCAGAAGUAAACUCCCACCAGGGGUUGACAGGAUGAGACUGGAGAGACACCUGGCUCCUGAGGAAUUCCAGCAGUUGUUUGGAAUGCCCAUCGAGGAAUUCGAUCAGCUCUCUCUCUGGAAGCGCAACGACCUGAAGAAGAAGGUUUCACUCUUUUAGAGGGAGGAGAGGCACUCUUGAACACAAGCCACUGCACUCCCUGGGAAAUGAGGCAAAUAAUAUACAUUCAAGAAAUUAAAAUAAACCAAUCGUGCAAAUUCCGGGAAAGGACGAAAAAUCUUUGAUCGGCAGAGCCCUGCUGCAUCGAAUCUUAAAAUGUCCUGUACCUGGUUAUAUUUAUAUAGAAAUCAACUAUCAACAGUCUUAUCAAAGGUCAAAGCCACUGUAUCUUGUUUCUCUUUCUCUCAGCUUGCAGCUGCAUUGUAGGAGUGUAUGGGAAUGACAAAUAGCAAGUACCUUGCAGAGAUAGCUUUACUUACGUGCGAUGUCGUCCUCAUAGGCAGGCUUAAAGAGAUAUAGUAGAGUGAUUCUGACUACUUGACUGGCUGCUUUCCCACUUUAGGGAAAAAAAAGUCUUGGAAAGUUGUAUGUAUUGAGUUCAGUUCUUCCUAAUAUGAACCACAGUACUCAGUACACACAUUAUCACACAAACACUGCCACAAAUAGUUUGCCUGUAGAAAUGAUUGACUUCACUGUCAACAUAAUUAGUUCAGCAAUUACAGGUUGGUAGCCCGCUACCUAAAAUUAAGCAGCAUAAUUUUGCUGCAAAGACAACAACCAGCAGAAAGGAUGGUCUCAUUACUUUUGCUGCACCCUCAUCAGUGCAUUUAAAUCUAGGUUAACGAAACCUUAUUUAAAUGUCCCGUUUAUUCAUUUCAUUUUUUUCAACCAACCAAAAAAAUACAUGAAUAAAUAAAGGAAAGGGGAUAGUUUCUUUGAACUGUUAUUCUCAAUUGAUGAGAAUGAGUUGUAAUGAGUUGAGGUGACAGAAAACUUAUAGAUACAGUGUACAGAGGAAAGCAAAAUCAUAUGCAGGAUCACAGCUUUUGGCAGAUUUACAUCUGUGUGUUAAACAUCCACUCAUCUUCAGAUGAUUGUAGAGCAUCUUUUCCUGUCACAUGGAAUGAAGACCUCAGCAAAAACAUCAUUCUUUGUCCCAGUCUUUUUGUCUCUCCCCUAGCUGCUACCCUCUUUUCAAGCACCUUUUAAGUUUGUUUCUGUUUAACGAGAGCAGUAUUCCUGUUUUAUAGGAUAAAUUAUGAAGGAAUCUCAAUUUACAUCGAUAAAAUUUCCCAUCAAUUGUCUGCCUUCUCAGCACUGGCCAUAAGAGAUGGGUGGCACAUCAUUCUCAUUCAUUGAACUCAGACUUAUGAUAUUAAAGUAUUUGAUAUUUUAUUUAUAGAGAGUUUUAGGCAUUUCUCUGCUGUAGUUGCACGCAAGAACAAAUGACGUGCAACAUCUGUUUGUUCUUCAGCAGAGUAUAUUAUUUCUACCUAGAUAGUGGCAUGACUUUCUAAAUGGUGAAAAGCCUUCUUUUUACAAACAUAUAUCAAUCUAAGAAUGUGGAGUAAAUAACCAUCAGUCUUCAUUAGAAUCAGUGAAAAAGGUGAAAAACCCCGAUGACAAGAAAUGCUUGGCAGGUUACGUUGGAGAUGUGAACGAACCAUGGACAGUGAUCGCUAUAGAUUAACUGAGAGUGACAACAUGAGGUGGGGCCAAGACGAGCGCGUGACGAGAAGGGGUUAUGGGGCAAGAGCGCUCCAUACCUCCAGCGCCACACAGACCCCCGACCCAGCCAUGUGCAUUGGGGCGACGGCUGUGGUCCCGGCUGUCUUUGGGUUUUGCCGCCUGUCGCUCGGAGCCUGUUUUCACGAGGAGAGCCAGGCGUGAGAGGUGUACUGCCGCUGUCCAGUCCCUCUGAGCCUCUCGGGCUCUGUUGCCCAGCUGCGGGACUGGAAACUUGGGAUGUCGCCACUGUUGGGCCGCCAGGGCUCUUCCUUUAAGGUGUGUUGUGUGAUGGGAAGGCAGGACGCACACCCAGCGGAUGCACCCUGCCCUGUCCCGGCCUGCCACCGGGAUUGGGGCUUGUUCCAUGCACAUCUUGAACUCAAAUCCCCCAGCUUCCUAUGCACAUAUCAACUUGUGAUCGCUUUGCAGUUGUUUUUUUUUUCUGUGCCAGUUCCAUAGUUUCUUUUUUUGUUUUUGUUUUCAGAGAAAAAGCCCUUUUUAUGCAUACCUGAGCCUUGGAGGUAAAUUGAACGUUUUCACCAACCAUCUAAAGGAUUCAGCUUUGUCUCCUUGCCGUGCAGUAUGCCUGUGAUCAGGAUCGUUUUGUUUCUCACCCGCUUGCAAACCAUUACGAUUCAUCAUGACACGUGAAUCUCACGAAAGCACCGGAAACGUCAAACAUUACAUGCACAAUGAGCAUUCUGCCAUACUUUACAGAGCACAUUAG
Messenger RNA from Megalops cyprinoides (Indo-Pacific tarpon), 4151 nucleotides. RefSeq names its product dematin-like. The record is from RefSeq and is a predicted model, not a curated record. Gene Ontology annotation, biological process: lamellipodium assembly; actin filament bundle assembly; cytoskeleton organization. The coding region runs from base 608 to 1855 and encodes 415 amino acids. Gene Ontology annotation, cellular component: plasma membrane; actin cytoskeleton. Lineage: Eukaryota; Metazoa; Chordata; Actinopteri; Elopiformes; Megalopidae. The transcript is spliced from 17 exons. Gene Ontology annotation, molecular function: actin filament binding.